Molecule: messenger RNA, 1434 nt
Organism: Suricata suricatta (meerkat)
Lineage: Eukaryota; Metazoa; Chordata; Mammalia; Carnivora; Herpestidae
Product: olfactory receptor 1J4-like
Exons: 3
Coding region: 1-1434 (477 amino acids)
Biological process (GO): G protein-coupled receptor signaling pathway
Cellular component (GO): membrane
Molecular function (GO): olfactory receptor activity; G protein-coupled receptor activity
Source: RefSeq, a predicted model, not a curated record
AUGAGGAGGGAGAACCAGAGCAACGUGUCUGAGUUCCUCCUCCUGGGGCUCCCCAUCCGCCCAGAGCAGCAGAGCAUGUUCUUUGCCCUCUUCAUUGGCAUGUACCUGACCACGGUGCUGGGGAACCUGCUCAUCAUCCUGCUCAUCAGGCUGGACCCUCGCCUCCACACCCCCAUGUACUUCUUCCUCAGCCACUUGGCCUUCACUGAUGUUUCCUUUUCAUCUGUCACUGUCCCAAAGAUGCUGAUGAACAUGCAUACUAAGUACAAAUCCAUCCCCUAUGCAGGGUGCAUUUCACAGACAUAUUUCUUCAUAUUCUGUGCAGAUUUAGACAGUUUCUUGAUCACUUCAAUGGCCUAUGACAGGUAUGUGGCCAUCUGUCACCCUCUGCAUUAUACCAUCAUCAUGAGUCAGAGCAUCUGUAUCAUGCUGCUGGCUGGAUCCUGGCUCAUUGCUUGUGCUUGUGCUCUUUUGCACACCCUUCUCCUAGCCCGGCUCAUGGCUCCGGAGAACCAGAGCGGCGUGUCCGAGUUCCUCCUCCUGGGGCUGCCCAUCCACCCAGAGCAGCAGGGCGUGUUCUUUGCCCUGUUCCUGGGCAUGUACCUGACCACGGUGCUGGGGAACCUGCUCAUCGUCCUGCUCAUCAGGCUGGACUCUCGCCUCCACACCCCCAUGUACUUCUUCCUCAGCCACUUGGCCUUCUCUGACAUUUCCCUUUCAUCUGUCACAGUUCCAAAGAUGCUCAUGAACAUGCAGACUCAGCAACAAUCCAUCCCCUAUGUGGGGUGCAUUUCACAGGUGUAUUUUUUCAUAAUUUUUGGUUGUCUUGACAAUGUCCUUCUUGCAGUGAUGGCGUACGACCGGUAUGUGGCCAUCUGUCAACCACUCCUCUACACCACCAUCAUGAGGCAGGAGCUGUGUAUCUCAUUAGUGGCUGGAUCUUGGUUCUUCUCUUGUAUUCAUGCCCUGUUGCAUACCCUCCUCUUGGUCCAACUGCCCUUCUGUGAUAAUACUAUCCCUCACUUCUUUUGUGACCUCACUGUGCUCCUGAAGAUGAGUUGUUCAGACAUCUCUCUCAAUGAGCUGGUCAUCUUUACCGAGGGAGGAAUUCUUUUCAUCCUGCCUGUGAGUAGUAUCUUGGGCUCAUAUGUUCGUAUAGGAACAACUGUCGUAAGGGUAUCAUCCACAAAAGGACUUUUUAAAGCCUUUUCUACCUGUGGCUCCCAUCUUUUUGUGGUGUCUUUAUACUAUGGGACACUUGUAGGUGUUUACUUUUUCUCCUCAUCAUGGAACUUUAACAACAAAGAUGUAAUUGCUUCGGUCAUGUAUACAGUAGUUACCCCUAUGCUGAACCCCUUUAUCUAUAGCCUGAGGAACAAAGAUAUAAAACAGGCCCUACAAAUAUUUGUCUACAAAUAUUUGGCUAACUUUUAA